Messenger RNA from Rosa chinensis, 787 nucleotides. RefSeq lists its product as uncharacterized. Gene Ontology annotation, molecular function: ubiquitin protein ligase activity. Gene Ontology annotation, cellular component: cytoplasm. The coding region runs from base 46 to 690 and encodes 214 amino acids. Gene Ontology annotation, biological process: protein ubiquitination. The record is from RefSeq and is a predicted model, not a curated record. Lineage: Eukaryota; Viridiplantae; Streptophyta; Magnoliopsida; Rosales; Rosaceae. The transcript has 2 exons.
CCCAGUGUCCCCUACCAGUUAGUUUGAGUUGCUGCAGGCAGCAUCAUGCCUGUGUCUACAGAGGGAUGUGUGUUUAAUAGCGAAGUGUUCCAUUCAUCUGUGUUAGUCCGGACAUGCAGGAACAGGCUCAGGGUCAGCUUCUAUGUCUUUAUGAAAAGACAAGGAAGCGGCGGUGGUGCUCCAGUUGUUACCCCAAUAGGUUCAAGAGAUGUUUACGUCGGUUUCUGUCAUAUCAAGCAAUCAUCAUCUUAUAGGAGCAGCUGCGCCCAGAGAAUAGCCCAGAAUCUUUCAAGUCUGGGUGUUCCGGAAGAUAAACAGCCUUCUGUUCUUGAAAAGAUUUUCGAGCUGGUUGAUGUGUCCGUCUCCCCUGACCAGGCAAUUCUUGUGAGUAUGUGGUUCUAUAAUCAUGUUCCGGUGGAUGUCCAACUUAGUCCUCCGAUUGCGAGAUUUGUUCCUGCAACUAGGUCAUCGAUUGUGGGUUUGUUGCAAGUGAGGGUUGAUAGUGGUCUUAUAAUUCAGACGCCAUCUUGUGUUAUUUGUGACGAGGAUUUUGCAGAUCAACUGAUGAUCACUCGUAUGCCCUGCGCACACCAUUAUCAUACACAUUGCAUUGUUCGGUGGCUGGAGAUCAAUCACAUGUGUCCCCUUUGCCGAUUCCCAAUGCCAACUGUGGAAGCUGCUGAGCCAUAAAAUCCCUAACCCAAAUCGGAGGAUCGCUAUGUAUAUAUGUGAGAGCGGGCCAUUCACGUACUGCAUACCGGGAAGGGGAGGACUACUGGGAAGGGGA